AUGAAGGACAUCCAAGAUUUCAUUCAAGAUCUACAUCUUUAUGACCACACUUUCUUUGGUCCUUCAUACACCUGGAGCAACAAACAACACCAAUCUUUCCUUGCAAAGAAGCUUGAUAGGGUGCUUAUCAAUCCAAUAUGUGUACACACUUUCCAUAACUCAUUUUUGGAAUUCUUUUCACCUGGAGCAUCAGAUCAUUGUAUGGCUCUGGUUUGGAUCAAUAGAGAGGCUCAAGCAAAUCGACCAAAACCUUUCAAAAUUUUCAACUUUUGGACACUUCAUCCAAAUUUCUUAAAUGAAGUUCAACAGUCAAGACAACUAACUAUUCAAGGAAACCCGAUGAAGAUUCUUUUCCAGAAGCUUAAACGUCUAAAAGCAUGCCUCAAGAUCAUAAACAAAGAAUGUUACAGUGACAUCUCCGCUCGUGUGCGUCAAAAGAGAAGCGAGCUUGAACAACUUCAACUCUCCACUCUAAUAGGAGAACACACUAUUGAAAAAGAGUUGAUGUUACAGAAUGAGCUUUUGUCUCUGGAAGAAGUAGAGGGUAAAACCAAAAGGGACACUAUCCGAAUUCUUGUCAAUGACCAAGGUAGAAGGCUUGAAUCCUUUGAUGAAAUAGCUUCUGAAGUGACUGAAUUUUACUCAAGUCUUUUAGAUGUUUCUUCUAACAUUGUAAAUGAAGUAACUGAUGAAGAGAUCCAAGAAGCAAUUUUCAACCAAAGAAACGACAAAGCACAUGGCCCUGAUGGAUUCACACCUUACUUUUUCAAAAAUCCUGCUUUCAAUGCUACUACCAUUGCCUUGGUUCCAAAGGUUCCUAAUCCCAACAAGGUUAGAGAUUUUCGGCCAAUAUCUUGUUGCUCUGUCAUAUACAAGACAAUUACGAAGAUCCUAGUCAAAAGGUUGACUACCCUACUUCCAGGGAUAAUUUCUCUCAAUCAAUUAGCUUUUGUAAAAGGAAGAAAUAUUGUUGAUAACACAUUCCUUGCCCAAGAACUGGUUUAUAACUUCCUAAUACUUUCAUUGGUUGGAUUGAAACCUGCUUUACAGAAGCAAGAUACUCCGUUUCUUUCAAUGGAAGCUUGA
Messenger RNA from Hibiscus syriacus, 1086 nucleotides. RefSeq lists its product as uncharacterized. The record is from RefSeq and is a predicted model, not a curated record. Lineage: Eukaryota; Viridiplantae; Streptophyta; Magnoliopsida; Malvales; Malvaceae. The coding region runs from base 1 to 1086 and encodes 361 amino acids. The transcript has 5 exons.